AUGAACUUCUCGGGUUUCGCGAGCGCCAUUACAACUGGCCUACAAGGGCUGGUAGGGGCUGCUGCCUUUGUUUCGUCGGGCUUUAUCUGGGCUACUCUAUCUCAAGCCAUUGCUCGUGUCACGCCAGCGGUUAAAACGGCAUUGAUGCAAGGAUUGGCCUUCGUUCUCGGCCGGGUACCUCCGGUCAUAUUGGAUCUCGCACAGGCCGGAUUUGCGGUCGUGGUCUAUACUUUCGGCGCGUACGGAAUGCUCUCGGCCGAGUCGGCCUUGACCAACAUCUGUCAACUUUUACAGCUCACUCAACUAUGUCUUGCUCGUGCUGGCUCACUGGCUUGA
Anthostomella pinea is the source of this 336-nucleotide messenger RNA. Lineage: Eukaryota; Fungi; Ascomycota; Sordariomycetes; Xylariales; Xylariaceae. The record is from the annotation of a GenBank genome assembly.